UCAUAGCAGAUUAAGGAAAUAUUUGCUCGACUCGACAUACAUUUCGUGUUAAAGCAGGGUGCGGUUACAAGUACAACUGUUUCAUAAGAGACCCGAUAUUCCGUUUCGUGCUACAAGGUAAUAUUUGUAGCGUACUUCUUUUUCUAAGAUGGCUACUCAAUGUGUGUCAAAAAUAGAGCUCUCCAUCUCGUGCAGCAAUCUCCUCGACAAAGACGUUGGAUCCAAGUCCGACCCACUCUGCGUGCUGCUGCAGAGCAUCGGGGAUGACAAGUGGACCGAGUUGGACCGCACGGAGAAGGUGAAAAACUGCCAGGACCCUGAGUUCUCCAAGAAGCUGCUCGUGGACUACCACUUUGAGAAGGUGCAGAAGUUGAAGCUGGGCGUCUAUGACGUAGACAACAAGUCUGUCAAUCUGAAUGAUGAUGACUUCCUGGGGGGUUUUGAGUGCACACUGGGACAGAUUGUGUCCAGCAAGAAAAUUACCAGACCUCUACAACUGAAGAAGGGGAAGCCUGCAGGCAAAGGCACCAUUACUAUUACUGCUGAGGAGAUAAAGGAUAACAGGGCCAUAGUGCUGGAGGUGGAGGCUAAAGGCCUGGAUAAGAAGGACUUGUUUGGGAAAUCUGAUCCAUUCCUUGAAUUCUUUAAACAAGGAGAUGACGGCAAGUGGCAGCUAGUUCACAGAACUGAGGUUGUGAAGAAUAAUCUGAGUCCGUCAUGGAAGAAAUUCACUGUGGCUUUGCAAACAUUCUGCAACUGUGACAUGAGCAAACCAAUCAAGGUCCACUGCUCUGAUUAUGAUAGUGAUGGUUCGCAUGACCUUAUCGGUGUUUUCCAAACUAAUGUGUCUGAGCUGCAGAAAGCUUCCCAUGGUUCGCCGGUGGAGUUUGACUGUGUCCAUCCAGAGAAGCAGAAGAAGAAGAAGAGUUACAAAAACUCUGGAGUAAUCAGUGUCAAGAGCUGCCAGAUACAGGCACAGUACACAUUCCUGGACUAUGUCAUGGGAGGAUGCCAAAUAAAUUUUACGGUGGGCAUUGAUUUCACUGGGUCAAACGGCGACCCUCGCUCUCCACAGUCCCUGCAUUACCUGAGUCCUGACGGUCUGAACCAGUACCUUUCGGCCACAUGGUCAGUGGGCCUGGUGGUCCAGGACUAUGACACUGACAAACUCUUCCCUGCCUUUGGAUUUGGAGCUCAAGUGCCCCCAGACUUCAAGGUAUCCCAUGAAUUUGCACUGAACUUCAACCCAAGUAAUCCUUACUGUCAAGGGGUACAGGGGAUUGUGGAGGCCUACCGCAUGGCCCUACCUCAGGUGAAGCUCUACGGUCCCACCAACUUCUCCCCCAUCAUCAACCACGUGGCAAGCAUUGCGUCAGGGGCGGCACAGCAGAACAACGCAUCGCAAUAUUUUGUCCUGCUAAUCAUCACCGAUGGCGAGAUCACGGACCUGGACCAGACCCGGGACGCCAUCGUCAAGGCCUCACGGCUGCCCAUGUCCAUCAUCAUCAUCGGGGUGGGCGAAGCAGACUUCAAGGCCAUGGAGCUGCUAGAUGGAGACGACGGUGUACUCAAGUCCCUGAGUGGCGAGCCCGUGGCCAGGGAUAUUGUGCAGUUUGUGCCCCUCAGACAGUUUGCUAAUGCCCCUAAGGAAGCCCUCGCCCAAAGUGUCUUGGCUGAAGUGCCCAAUCAACUUGUGUCCUACUUCAAGAUGCUGAAACUGGAUCCAGUCAACGUUCCUGCCCUCAAAGCUUAGUGGAGCAAGCAGAACUGCAGCACUUAGUAAUCCUAGCCACAUGAGGGAGCCAGCACACCACACAGGGUUAUGAGUAUGCCCACUAUCAGAUGUGAAAAUCCUAUAAUUAUUUCACACUGUCAACGCUCUUUGUGCCUUUUGAUACAACUUAUGACAAUUAUGACCAUUUAAUUUUUAAUUUCUACAGUCAUAGAUAUUUCUCAUUCUUUGCUGCUUCAGAUAUUCUUUCAUUCCUCUGGAAGUGACAAGGAGUUCAAGAAGUGGUUGUUACAAAAUAGUGGAAAAGGAGAGCUUUAAUGCAUUUAAUGAAAUGCAGCUGAUACUUCACUGUAUUUAAUCCUUAUUUUCAAUGCAAUGAAGCUUUCCUCCGUUAUCGAGGUUAGGCAGGGUGAUUCUACAUUAUCAGUGCAAUCACAUUCAUUUUCUAAUUGUGUUUAUUACAUCUUGGUUUUCUGAAGCUGAUAACCAUUAUCACUCCAUCACUCGGUAUUCCACCACUCAAACUUGAAUACUUGUGCAUGGCCUUUUGCACUGCUUAUUAACCUUUUAUGCAAUGUAGUUUUUAAUGAUAGUGUAUGUCACAUUAUGAGAGCUGAUAUUACACACCACCUUGCACUUAAUAUGCUUGGAAAGUAUAUACGUCACAAAUGCCAAAAUGUAAACAUAACUGGAGACAGUCGUUUUUGGAGGCAUGACGCUACAGUAUAGAUAGCAAUAUAGCUAACUAACUCUAAAUCAAUCUAUAAAACUCUAGCUAGUUAACUAACUUUGCUAACUGUGAAACAAAACUGAUAUUGUGGCUCCAGUAAUGUUCACAUUUUGAUGUUUGUGGUGUAUCCACUUUAGAAUGGUUUUCUCAUGCUGGAGAUUAGUUAGAAAAUUAUGCUAAAUCAUUUUUAUCUGCUGCAAUAGAAUGUAUGCUAUGGAUUGCUAAAGUUUUGUACCAAAGAUAAAUAAGACUUGCCUUUAAUUAGAGUAGUGCUGUAGAACUUCUCAUGAAUUGUUUACUACCCCCAUUGAAAACCAUGUAAUUAUUAGGAAAUUGCUAUUGAUCCUGAUGUUGUUAGAUGCUUUCUCCUAUUCUAUUUCCUCCCUAAAACAAUGGAAACUAAAAUGAUAGAUUUGAGAAUGGUAUAUGUAAUGUAUGAUGGUAUGUAUAUGUUUUAUAUGUAUUUACAUUAUAGGGUCGUCCCACAUGAAUUAAAUCAAAAAGUGCCAAUG
This is a messenger RNA of Coregonus clupeaformis (lake whitefish), 2974 nucleotides long. RefSeq names its product copine-3-like. The record is from RefSeq and is a predicted model, not a curated record. Gene Ontology annotation, molecular function: calcium-dependent phospholipid binding. Gene Ontology annotation, cellular component: plasma membrane. Gene Ontology annotation, biological process: regulation of canonical NF-kappaB signal transduction; cellular response to calcium ion; positive regulation of tumor necrosis factor-mediated signaling pathway. The transcript has 16 exons. NCBI's taxonomy places the organism in Eukaryota, Metazoa, Chordata, Actinopteri, Salmoniformes, Salmonidae. Bases 149 to 1753 code for a protein of 534 amino acids.